AUGGCUCAGGCUACUGCCUCGUCGCGCUUGGAAGACGUACCUCGCACAAGCCCUGGCCUUCCCAGUACCAACACCACAGCCGGCACCAAGAGGAAGAGGACUGCGGAACGCAAGUUCUAUGCUGUCCAACAAGGCAAGAAAACAGGCAUCUACGAUUCUUGGGAUGAAUGCCUCGCUCAAGUGAGAGGGCACAAGGGUGCAAUAUGUAUGGGUUACCGAGAAUUCACCCUGGGAAGAAUAAUUACUGACCUUCGCGCAGUCAAGGCAUUCCUGUCACGCCACGAGGCUCAGGCUUUUAUGGAAGGCAAACUGCUAAAAUCCUCCAACGCCGCCGCCGACCAGAAAUUCUAUGCUGUUCAGAACGGACGAGUUCCUGGUGUCUAUACCGAGUGGACAGAGGCCCAGGCUCAAAUUCGUGGCGUCAAAGUCCCCAAACACAAAAAGUUCAACACCAGAGCCGAGGCGGAAGAGUUUGUGGCUGCAGGAAAGAAACCGCCAGGAUCUAGUCCCUCUCAACUCAUCAGUCCCGAGGAGGAAAUCCGUCGUUUGAUUGUUCGCAAUUCUGCUCCUGGUCUACAAAUCAAUGGUACAUACACCCCCAUAGACAAGGACGGCAAUGCAUACGAGGUUGGCCGUGGACCACUUCCACCAGGUGCGGAAGAUGGCUUUGAUCCCAACCUGCAGCUGAAUACUGACGGAGUCAUCGUCAAUCGAACAGACGAAGAGAAAACCCGAACCAAGGUCAUACCAACAGACAGAGAGCCACCGGGCAUGCUUCGCAUCUACACCGAUGGUUCCAGUCUUCGAAAUGGCCAGGCCGGAGCUCGAGCAGGAGUAGGAGUGUAUUUCGGACCACAGGACCCAAAGUAUGACUCUCCACAUCCCACCUCACCCUCUUCUCCCAAUUCCCAUCGUGUAUAUUAUAUCGACUGGGCGGCGCGAGCAAGAGGCUUACAGGCCAACGGCACGACACCGUCAUCACCUUCAGCCUCGGCUUCGCCAACUCACAAGAACAAAAAGAAUAAAAGCCGAGAGAGCGAAAUACAAGAGGAAGAAGAUCAUGAAAAGCUAACCAAUUGGCGUUAUAGAAAUGUUUCCGAGGCUCUCAAGGGCAGCAAACAAACCAAUCAGCGAGCUGAACUCACCGCCAUCUCUAGAGCUCUAGAUAUUGCACCUCGACAUAGGGAUGUGACCAUCUAUACAGACAGCAUGUAUUCCAUCAACUCGGUGACCGAGUGGUAUCGAAAUUGGGAGAGGAAUGGAUAUGUCAACUCAAGUCGGAAACCGGUGGAGAACAAGGACCUGGUGAUGGAUAUUCGGGAGAAGAUUGAAGAGAGAGAAUCACUGAACAAGAAAACCAUCUUUGUGUGGGUCAAAGGACAUUCCAACAAUGCGGGAAACAUCGAGGCAGAUAAGUUGGCCGUCCAAGGUUCUCUUUCGGGGAGGGGUUUGUCGCACGAUGUUGAUGAAGCUGGUGGGGAAAAGAUCAAUCGGCGAAAUGGAACCCAUCCUGGUCAAGAAAGUGAUGAUGGUGGUGGUAAUGGGAUGGAUAUUGAGUCAAGACGUGCUUGGGAGGAUAUGGAGCAAGCAAUUGCCAACGACAGUGAGGACGAGUUCAAAUGA
Exophiala bonariae is the source of this 1623-nucleotide messenger RNA. RefSeq lists its product as uncharacterized. The transcript has a single exon. Bases 1 to 1623 code for a protein of 540 amino acids. Gene Ontology annotation, molecular function: nucleic acid binding; RNA-DNA hybrid ribonuclease activity. Gene Ontology annotation, biological process: DNA replication, removal of RNA primer. Lineage: Eukaryota; Fungi; Ascomycota; Eurotiomycetes; Chaetothyriales; Herpotrichiellaceae. The record is from RefSeq and is a predicted model, not a curated record.